This is a messenger RNA of Blastomyces gilchristii SLH14081, 6250 nucleotides long. RefSeq lists its product as uncharacterized. NCBI's taxonomy places the organism in Eukaryota, Fungi, Ascomycota, Eurotiomycetes, Onygenales, Ajellomycetaceae. The transcript has 2 exons. Bases 3229 to 5181 code for a protein of 650 amino acids. The record is from RefSeq and is a predicted model, not a curated record.
AGCAUAAAUUGAAAGGGUUUGACAUAAGCAGGGCAUCCAAUUUGCUUACCGGUUCAGCAUAACCAAAAUGACACUGCAAGCAGGUGGAAGCGCGAUUAGCCUAGCGUCUGAAAAUGAAUCGACCUUGAGCUUCCCACCCUCGAAAGUGCGGAUUUGAUCCUGCUCAUCUUGAUUAUCUCCGUAAAGCGUGGAAAGAUCGAGAUACGAAGAAGUUUUUGAGAUGUGUUGAUUCCGAGGAUCGGUCUGGAAAAGGUCUUUAAACCAUUUAGCACGUUCCCACCAACAUAGUCCCAUAUCACCUUACCGUGGAUUAUCAACGAUGCCCAGCUGAAAAAUAUGCUAGAAACCCCGUUAGGAUGAGGUUUAAAUUCCUGGCGAGCGAAAAGACUAUCGAAGAUCAACCCCGGAUCGGGCAGUGCAGCAGGCUGGAUUGUUAUAGGCCUGAUGGAGCGAGCAUAAGGUGUAUUGGCAGCUCCUAGACGAGGAAACAUUGGGUUGUUAUUAGAUCCAUCUGCAGCUCUGUAGCGAUACUCAUCGCCAAGGUAUCUGAAACGGAAAUUCAUUAAUGAGAGGCACUAUGUCUGUGGUAUCGAGGAUCCUUACGUGAGGGGUGGAUGAGGAAGAGAGACCCAGAGUGAUUUAACAAAGGUCUGGGUGAGCUGCAUUCGGGCUGAUGAUUCCGCAGGAAGAUUGGCCACGAGCUGAGGAGAAAAAUGUUCAGUCUUUGACUUUCAAUGUGUUUGUUGACUUGGUCAUACUUGAAUGAUCCGUUCCAUAAGAUAUUCCUUGUCAUCGGUGGGUUUCCCAGAAGCUUUGCUCUUGACCACUGCUAGCAGAGUGCGUACGCCCUUCCAGCCCAUCCACUUCACCUCUUGCAAUUUGGUGCUGGCUACGGCUUUCUUCAUGUGGAAGUGGUCGCCACUGAAUUCAGCAUAUUUUGCAAACGUGUUCUCGAUUUCCUCUCGUUCGACGCGGCGCCCUUUGCUACGUUUUGCGAGGGGAGGGGGCGCACCCGCUGGUUUGCCAUUCACCUGUCCAUUUUUCUCGCCAUUCGUUAAAGUCCCAGCAACACCUGGUUUCGCCAUUUGUGCCGAGCGUGAAAGCAAUCUCCGAUAGACAAGAAAUAUAUAGAAGAAAAAUAACCAAUUCAGUGAAUUGUGGGAACCAUGAAGUGCGUGAAAUUUAAACACAAACAAUAAUCGGUUGAAAAAUUCACGUUCUGGUGCAACGGUUUAUCCUAAAUAAAGGGCCUCCGAAAAUCCGCCCGGGUCUUGCAGAGCUCGCCAUCCGGUGUUGAUGUGCCCAUCAAGGCUAAGAGGCGCCCGAUCUAUGCAGACUCUGCAGAGCUCCAGCUUGCUCAGAGUGUGCCACAUCAUGGCGUGGGCUGUAUCAAGCGCUAGACCAGUGAUGGACGGGGGUAACAAAGGCAAUUUUAUCUUCGUGCCCGGGUAACGGCCACCCAUCUAUCGGCAUUUUAAGUUUCGGAGGUAGACGUUUGCCCAAAAAUGAGCUCGGUUGGACAAAUGAAACAGAAGAAACUCCGGUUGGAUCAUUGCGAUCAAUACGGAGUAUAGCUCGGUGAAACUUCGAAGUGUGGUUGAUCAAUGGCAGGAUCCUGAUGUCUGACGAAUGAAGAGAGCAGCCGUGAGAGCCUGAGAGGUUGACAAGCAACUAUCGUCCAACCAGCGGAGUGUCCAAGCAAAUAAUGCGAGAUGAGCUUGCACUCCCUGUGGAGAUUGCUGUGCAAGAGCGGCAUACUAUGCACGCGCCACUAUUGGGCAUAUUUUGAAUCCUGUGAUAUCUGGCCGUGGAUUGGAGAGAGAGGAAACCAGACGUGCAUUUGGAUCCCAAACGCGGGGAUUCUACCCUUGGAUUCCUAUCCUGGAAUGCGGAUGAUUGGUGCUGUUCAGCUCACGUCGCGAUGUUGGAAACCACAAACACUGGUGGAAUCAGUUAUCAAUCACCUGACUUGGGCUCCAGCAGCCUUCCAAGGUUCCAAGUUCCCCUUCCAAGGUUUUGUCCUUCACACACACAUACACACACACACACACUACUCCGUACAGCGUACACGCACAUCUUUCAUUUUCAUUAAUAUUAAAUAUUAUUCUUGUUGCGAACUCGAUUGCGAUGAUUCGCCAUGCACUAUCGGUGUUAGCUCCUGGGUUACUGUUGAUCAGCAGCGGGGGCGGUGGGUAACGUGGAUGGGAUCUGACUGAAGAACCCGCCCCAAAAAAUUACGGAUAACUACACAGUAACUACACUGAUGAUGCUCCCUCAGACGAACUCAACAGCGCAAGGCCCUGCUCUCGACUCGUGUCUCAAUACGGAUUGCGGCAGGAAAUGCCUAGUCAUCAAAUCCAUUUUCAUGAAUUUCGGUUUGGGCCUUUGUCCCACCAUGCUUGUUGCUAAUACAGCUAUUACCAUUUCCCUCUGCCUUUGUAGGGGGUAAUCGCCAAUCGCCAAACAUACGCUGUAAAUCAGGGUGGGUGCUGUGCGCUUCGCAAAGGGCAUUUUUCUGUGGCAUUUCAGCUCAUGAUUGCGAGCCGGGAUUGCUUUUUCAGCUAGCCAAUGUCAUUGACUCGCGCAAUUCCCACACGACGAACUGGGCGUUGAACACAAUGUGGCUGAUCUAUUGCCAGAAACAUUCAAAUGACCCCAGAAGCUUAACCAAUUGGGAAUUCUAUAGACUGGAAGCUCAAACCUUAUUCUGGGAAGGUGUAUUUUUAUGCCGGAGCCCAUUUUCGGUCUAACACGCCUGUCAGGCUGACCAAUGUUGUGAUUCCUGGAUCUCACGCUAAGCUGCGGCCAGGGAAGGGUAAACUUGGCCUGGCGAGCUCAGGCCUGUGCGACCCUGUAUGUGCUUCCAGUUUUUGCAUCCCUCGAUGACAUUCAAAUGGUGACGAUCGACUGAUGUUCAAUUGAUUAUUGUUGUGCUUGUUCCCACGCUCCACUCACACUUCGCGCCCUCUGACCGCGAACAAAAGCUACAUUCUAUCAUCCCGACUGAUUACAUUAUCGAAGAGUCCGAAACCAAUUUCGCCCAUAGCGGUAAAUUGCAACUAUUCCAAACUAAUUCAUCACAAAACCCCUGAAAUUCUGCACGGUCUCACUACCCUUGGAAAACGCGCUUGAUACCUAGUGAAAUCCCCAUCCGCUUGUCCUUUUUGCUCUUUUCAAACUGCAAGCGUUCGCAAUAUUGAUUACAGUCGUUAUUUAAAAAUCGUCCCUAUGUCACAUUACGCCUUGGAUCUUCCGAAAACAUUUGUGCUUUGCUUUGAUGGCACCGGUAAUAAAUUUACUGGUGACGAAUCAGACAGUAAUGUUCUCAAAAUCUUUCGAAUGCUAGAUAGAAAUCAGGGACAACAAUUCCACUAUUAUCAACCCGGAAUUGGGACAUAUGUGACGUCUACGAAGGUCCCGAGUCAUGCUGGCACGUUUUCGCGCAUCAAGCGAAGCUGGAUAAAAGCGAAAGAUGCGGCUAUUGGCUCAUCGUUUGAUCACCACGUGCUCGCUGGCUAUCGAUUUCUUAUGCGAUACUAUUCUCCUGGCGAUGAAAUAUUCUUUUUCGGAUUUAGCCGUGGGGCAUAUAUCGCGCGCUUUCUUGCUGAGAUGCUAGACUAUGUUGGCCUUCUGACUAUAGGAAAUGAAGAGCUCGUCUUAUUUGCUUGGAAAACGUUUUCAAAAUGGCAACAGCGGACAGGAACAAGUGAGGCAGAUAUCAAAAAAAGGCACGAUCUUUACAACUUCAUGACAGCUUUUCGAGAAACCUUCAGCCGUCCGAUCCAGCGAAUUCGGUUCCUUGGGUUGUUUGACACUGUGAACAGCAUUCCCAAGUUUGAGUCUCCAUGGAUGUCGCGGAACAGGUUCCCUUAUACCGCGAGAAGCUCAGCCAAGAUUAUCAGGCAUGCAGUUGGCAUUGAUGAAAGGCGUGCCAAAUUCCGUCAAGAUCUAAUCUCACAAAGUCAACAUUGCCACCACUCGCAUUAUAGGCGUCGAUUUUCGUUUAUUCCACGUAGAUUCUUCCACGAAAGGAAGAAUUUGCUAAAGGAAACGAUUGAGGUAAAUUCUAAGUCGGGCGCCGGAAAAAGUGAAACGAAAGUUAUGGGCAAUACCGACGCCAAACCCUCGAAACAUCUGUCUGCAACAGGCUGGACCCAACCUCGGGAAGAGAACCGUUACCGCCCACUGUAUCCUCGCCGUUCGAUGCAAAAUCUUAGAACAUCGGCUCCCGAUAACCAUAAUUUCUCUACUGAUGGUGCAAGUUGCGCUGAUAGUAUCGUUAAUCUCCCACUACAGACUCAACACAUUACUGACGACAGAUCCGUUCAAUCAGAUCAGACUGUCCAGGAUAUUGAGGAAGUUUGGUUCCCUGGCUGCCAUGCUGAUAUCGGUGGUGGUUGGGGACUGAUGCCAAGCGAGAAGUGGCCACUCAGCCAUGCACCCCUUGUCUGGAUGGUUCACGAAGCGCAGCGCGCCGGACUACAAUUCGACGAGCGCAAACUGAAAAAAUUCGAAUGCGCCAUAGAAUUCUCAGGCGACUAUUCGCCCAUUCAUAAAUCGUGGAGCCCUGAUCAAGACAAACGACCGAAUCCACCGGAUAUUGUAAUUAACGGCGUGGAUGACUUAGGUAUCCAAGAUGCUCCUCAGGAUAAUCCAGCAAACUCCCCAUCCUCGAGGAGCUUUUAUGAUGCUUUAAAUUACUCUGGAACUCAAGGCCACAUCCACGACUCUUUGGAUUUUAAAUCUGGCCUAUCAGCCAUGUCGGUAUUAGCGUGGAACAUGAUGGAGUAUCUCCCCUUCAAAAGGAUGGACCUACAACAGGACGGCUCCUGGGCCCCAAUCCGUUGGCCUCUGCCCUGUGGAGAGGUGCGUGACAUUCCGGUAGAUGCGAAAAUUCAUAACACCGCCAUACAACGGCUGAAGGCGAAUGAAAACUACCGUCCGGGUAAUCUGAUCAUUGGUGGCGGUGGCCGCGGAGUCAGGAUAGCCCCAAAGGAUAUGGGCGUUGGGGAGUGGGUUAUUUCAGGCCACGAAGGAGACCAAGUCAGGGAAACAUAUGUAAGAGCAAAUAUAUCAACAUGCGCGUCAGAGAAACACAGGAAGCAGAAAACGGGAGCACCCAAAAAUGGAACUGAGAAUAACGGGCCUGAGAAAAACGGAACACAGACAAAUGGAACCUAGAUCACAGACGUAUGAUUUUCUUGCUUUCACAUUUUAGAAGACCAUUUUCCUGGCCUUCAAUUUCGUCUGUGUUUGGAUGCCAGAACCAGUCAGCGUCAGCAUGUGUUGGGAUUAGGUCUAGUUUAACAAUCUAAUCUGCUACAGCUUCUCUUUCGAGAUGGUUAGAUGGCACUGCUCCUAAUGGAGAUGUUUGAUGUUUAUACCGAGUACAUGUACUUCACCAAAGCCAGCGCUUGUAUUUACCUUCUGUUUGGUUUCGAUUACUUUACUCCCGCACCCCCUUCGCCUGUUUUCCCAAUACCCAACGGCAAGUUACUCUCGAUUAUUUUCUAGUUUGACAGUUCAAUUUUGGCUUUCAUUCCCUGUUUAUUCUAUCAUUAGCGUAUACCGUGUAAGUGAUGUUUUUUGCCGCCAGGUUGUCUUUCUGCCGUUUCUUAUUAGCUCUCUCUAAUGGUAGGAUGGACUGACUGUUAAGCAGAUUCAACUUUAGGCUUUCACAUUAGCAUGCUCCGCCUGCGUUUCCAUUCUACCUACCAAUAAUAAGCAAAUGACUCCUGGCGGCCUUGUCCAAACCACCCCCUACAGCGUAGUUGGCCAAUAAUAGUCAUCAGAGCUGAAGUUUUUUAAAUAAACCCUCAAGCAAGCUACAGAAAUUUCCCCCUCUUACUCUAUGACGGAAUGGUCCACGUAGAUUAUUGGCUGUCAUUUUCAUGUCCCUGAAUUUAAUUACAAAUAGUAAGAAUAUAUUCUGUUGCUCCUGCAUACUGGGAUGACCAAAACAGUGACAGCUGCCGCUGAAGGGCAUCAAUAAAAGCAUCUGAUAGGUGGAGGAGGUUUAAAUAUAGCCAGUGGCCAUAUGUAUAGGUAGCUUACCCGGAGUGGAUUGCGUUAGGUGAUAAGAUGCUAGGAAUUGUCGGGAAUUGUCGAAUAGCCCGGCUAUAACCAUGAUAUAAUAAUUAUCAAGAUGGGAAGGAAAGGUUAGCAAACCACCAAAAUAUAUAGAUUAUCGGAAAUUAAGACAAAAGGUAGGGAGAACCUUGAUUUGACAACCCAAAUUCUCUUAGCAUAA